AUGAUAAUCACAAUUAGUAGGGUUUUGAUCAGCGCCUUAAAAAAGGUAGUGCUAUUUUUUAAUUUCCUACAAACUUUAAUUGACAAAAGUAUUGUUGUAACAGUAGAGUUAAAGAAUGAUCUACAGAUAACUGGUACAUUACAUAGUAUAGAUCAAUAUUUAAAUAUAAAACUUAAUGAAAUAUCAGUUAAUCAAAAUGAGCAAUAUGUUCAUAUGAAUUCUCUUAAAAAUUGUUUUAUUAGGGGAAGUGUUGUACGCUAUAUUUUCUUUCCACCUUCUUUGGUUGACAUAGGAUUACUACAAGAAUCUUGUAGAAAAGAAAUAAAAGCAAUCCAAGAAACUAAGGAUAAAUUUAAAGCAUAG
Molecule: messenger RNA, 363 nt
Organism: Cryptosporidium muris RN66
Lineage: Eukaryota; Apicomplexa; Conoidasida; Eucoccidiorida; Cryptosporidiidae
Product: LSM domain-containing protein
Exons: 2
Coding region: 1-363 (120 amino acids)
Biological process (GO): mRNA splicing, via spliceosome
Cellular component (GO): precatalytic spliceosome; U6 snRNP; P-body
Molecular function (GO): RNA binding
Source: RefSeq, a predicted model, not a curated record